AUGAUGAAAAUCAAUUUCAAGCGGUUAACUAUAGCACGAUGGACGAUAUUUGUACCACUAAUUAUUUAUAUGAGCUUGUUAUAUAUAAAAUAUAACAGAAAUAUAAAAUUAAAAAGCCCUGAUGAAAUGGACGAGGAUGCUGGUAUACAGAGUUUAUUUUCUGAGCUUGAAUCAGUGUCAAUAAAAAAUUUUAAAGAAAGUAACAUUGAUAAAUCUAUAAGUAAGAAUUUUAAUUUAAAUAGUAUUGAUAGUAAUAAUGUUGAACGAGAAAUUCAUGAAAAUCCGAGAUUACUGCUGGAAAAUAUAUUCAGAAAAGCUGAUGUUAAUGAAAAUCAAGAAUUAGAUAUGCAAGAAAUUGCUAAGUGGAUUCACGGUAAAAUAAUUCAGCAUAUUGAUCGUGCGAUGAGAGAUAAUAUUGGUUUAUUCACAGCUAUUGAUAUAAAUCCACGUAAUGGUGAUAUUUCUUGGGAUGAAUACCACGCAUAUUUUUUACGAUCCCAUGGAUUUGCAGAUUCUUACAUUAAUUCGCAUGAUAAAAGACAUUCAGAGUUAACGAGAACACUUAAAGAAAGUAUUAUGAGAGAUCGGGCGCGAUGGAUUGAAGCUGCCCGAAACGAUCCAGAUAAAUUAACGCUGGAUGAGUUUCUCGCUUUCACUCAUCCUGAGAGUAGUCAUCGUGCGCUUUUACAAAUGGUUGAUGAUUUGUUUGAAAAAUUCGAUCGUGAUGGAGAUGAAGAAUUAACAGAAAACGAAUUUGCUGAUUUACCUGUUGAUGGGAUGGGCCUAGAUUUGCGUGAAGAUACUCCAGAACCUGUGGGUGGAAGUGAAGGACGUAGACAAGAAUUUCAGUAUUUGAUAGAUAAAAACAAAGACGGCAAAGCUGAUCGUUCUGAAUUACUGAUGUAUAUCGAUCCAAGAAAUCCCAGACACGCGAUACAAGAAGCGCAGCAUUUGAUGGAUCUUGGUGAUAUUGAUCAUAAUAGGAAACUUAGUUUAUCUGAAGUACUCAGCAAAACGGAUUUAUUUUUAGGAAGUAAAAUGGUCGAUACAGAAAAAAGUUUUCAUGAUGAGUUUUGA
Cotesia congregata is the source of this 1077-nucleotide messenger RNA. NCBI's taxonomy places the organism in Eukaryota, Metazoa, Arthropoda, Insecta, Hymenoptera, Braconidae. The record is from the annotation of a GenBank genome assembly.